This is a messenger RNA of Armigeres subalbatus, 2174 nucleotides long. RefSeq names its product tetra-peptide repeat homeobox protein 1-like. The record is from RefSeq and is a predicted model, not a curated record. The coding region runs from base 802 to 1758 and encodes 318 amino acids. Lineage: Eukaryota; Metazoa; Arthropoda; Insecta; Diptera; Culicidae. The transcript is spliced from 3 exons.
GCCAAUCGAACGCUACCGCAGCCCAGCCAAGACGCAUGCCAUAUAUCGCUUGAAACAGCCGGCCGAUGACAGAAUCACCCACCAUUUGGGAUCUUUGAUUUAGCCCCCUCGAGAAAUGAUUAUCGCACAUGACAACCACGCGCCCAAAUGGAAUGCACCAUACCGAGCUGCUUGGGCAGCGUUGCGCUCGAGUUUUCCCUCUGAAUCUGAUACCAGCGCGCCUCAGUAGAUCUUUCGCAGAAUUCUACCAUCAUGGGCCAGCAAAUUGCUCACAUAACUAUUUCGAUAGUGUCGACUCGAAUUUUUUGUCAUCAGCAGUUAUGAAACGCCGUAGCAAUUGCGUACAAGUGAAGCCCUGUCGGGAUUCUCAUUGGGCGAUGAUUCACGAAUAGAAAAUCGAAAAAUAAUUGGAGCUUUUAUGAAAAAUUAAUGUGCCAACUGGAUUUCUCCCGCAUUUCACUGCAAUCAGCAAGAUUUGACGCACGUCGAGUUUUCCGCGCUUUUCCACGCUUAUAGCCACUGUACUAGCUGAUAGGAAAGAUUGAAAAAAAAACUUGCAACUUAUGGUCAUCCCUGCCGGCCCAGUUUGGAACAACGCUUGGCGCUGGGACUAAUUUGGACCAAAACUAUUACAUGAUUCAUCUCAAGCUGGCAAUGGAUCCAACUCGGACGGGUCGACUUUGGUGGUGCUCCAGUAAUCUCAUUUCUUGGUAUAUAUAGAAGGAGUAGUUUAUCAAAUAAUCAUCAGUCAGUGGUACUUCGAAGGUGUCGCCUGGUGAGGCAGUUUUAUUCCGAUUAGUGAUGAAGUUGCAAAUUUUUCUUAGUGCGUGCUUGGCGGUGGUGUUGGUGUCCGCAGAUCCCGAGCCCUCGGCAACUCCUGCCAAACCACAGAAACGGGCCAUUCUAGGAGGCUACGGUUACGGAUUAGGAGGAUAUGGUUUGGGUGGGAUAGGGCUUAGUGGGUACGGUUUAGGAGGAUAUGGGCUGGGUGGAGUGAUAGGCGCUCCUGCCAUAGGACCGGCCAUUGCCGCUGCACCUGCAUUAGCAGCCCCUGCCUUACCUGCCUUACCGGCCUUUGCUGCACCAGCCAUCAAUCUGCAACCAACCAUUACCAGAAACAUCCACACACAUUCAACGGUGAAUCAACCAGUCCCGGUUCCAGUGCCAACUCCGGUGGCCGUUCCCGUGACUCGACAUGUAGCAGUGCCAGUACAGGUUCCAUAUCCGGUGCAAGUUGAUAGGCCCGUACCACAUCCGGUUGCAGUGCCAGUACCAGUGCCUAGACCAUAUCCAGUCCAUGUGCCGGUGGAUAGACCAGUGGCCGUUCCAGUGCCACAGCCAUACCCAGUUACAGUUACCAGAACCGUACCGGUGUCAGUACCACAGCCCGUUCCAGUUCCCCAACCAUACCCAGUGCCACAGCCUGUUCCAGUGCCACAGCCAAUCCCUGUGCCUCAACCGAUUGCUAUACCCUUACCAGCCCCCGCACCACAACCAAUUGCAUAUGCACCGGCACCCGUCCUACCCGCCUAUGGUCCAUCGAUAGCGGCUGGACCCUCGAUUGGGCCCAUCAUCGGCGGUGGAGGUCUCAUCGGCGGCGGCAUCAUCUCGGGUGGCGAACUCAGCCCCGGUGGUCCCAUCCUUAGCGGGGGUCCGAUCCUCAGCGGGGGUCCAGUUCUUAGCAGCGGUUCCAUCCUCGGCCACAGCUAUCACGGGCUCGGACACCUUGGAUUAGGGCUGAAGAAAUACAUAGGCUAGAACGCUGCCACGACCACCACCGGCCAGCACGCACCAGAGCAACGUUUUACAUUACAAAAUAGUCACUUAAUUGUAGGAGAUUUUUUUUAGUUUUACAUAGGACAAAUAGUCAAAGGUAGGAGGUCUUCCACUGAUUACGCUGAAGUUCAUUGGGGGGAGAACAAAGUCUGACAUUUUCUCACUUUCAAAUCGAAAUUAUAUGAAUGUGACCACAGAAAGGGGGUGAGCUGGGCAAUGCUUUGCGUAAUUUGUGGAUGGCCUCCAAAUUGUGACUUCGAUCCAACCCGAUCCAAAACUAGGUCUAAUGCGUUUUGUUUAUGAACAGACAUUUACCCUUUUAAGAUGCAAUUUUCAUUAAUGCGUGAGUGAGAACGAACUGAGCAAUCGAAUCGAACAUGGAACGACAAGUCUAGCAC